Cottoperca gobio is the source of this 2452-nucleotide messenger RNA. RefSeq names its product limbic system-associated membrane protein-like. The transcript has 5 exons. NCBI's taxonomy places the organism in Eukaryota, Metazoa, Chordata, Actinopteri, Perciformes, Bovichtidae. The coding region runs from base 894 to 1868 and encodes 324 amino acids. The record is from RefSeq and is a predicted model, not a curated record.
UGCCAAAUUGUCAUGCAAAACUCCAAGUGCUGAGGGAGAUCUUUGAAAGCCCCAGAGCAACUUAAUUGGCUCUUUAGUGAGACUGUUUCAAUCUAUACCAACGUGGAGGAGAAGCCUAAAAAAUAGAAAUGAACAUCUAAAAUGUGCAUGAAAACUGUGCCAUUAAAUCUGCUAAAGAAUAUUGUGGACUUGUAUUGAAAUCUCCAGGACAACUAGGUUACUAAAUGGACAUGGUGGUGACAUUGUUCAACAUGAUCAACAUUUUUAGAAACAGUAAUAACUCCGUAGCUAAUAGCUAUAGGCAAUCAAAAGCACCCUCACCAAAAUACAAUAUAGGCCUACAACUAAAUCAAGCACCAAGUAACGUUACUCACCUGACAGAAAGAGACUCAAUGCCUGUUGAUAGCGUGUGGAACAACAUAUAAAAUAAGCUUUACUUACCAUUAAAAUAACUCUGGAUGCUAAGUGUCAGGGUUGAAUCCCAUUAGUGCACCUGCGUAGGUCUGUUGCUGAAGGUUGCUAUGGCGACGUCUGAGCACUAGCUAGCUAGCUAGCUAGCCUAAUGUUAUUUUACUUAUUGGCAACCAAAAACGUAUUAACGUAUGUUACGUUUGAAUAAACGAACAGGGUGACGCCGUAAAAGCACUUAGUGUGGCGUUCUAUCAAUAAAUACAUUUCUAUUUAAAUAACAUAUACAUUAUACAGAGAGGUGUUUCCGAUAUUUAGUCGACCCUCUGAAGGGGUGCACAAAACAGCAUGGAACUGGUCACUUGAUCACAGGUCCAUGUCAAGACAACACGUGACAAAAUUAAAUAACAGACAUAAUGUUGUGAUUUCCUAUAUCCACAGAUGAACCUGUGACUGUGACCCUGAUACAGGAAAAGGAACCAGUAAUGGAGGGUGGCAGUGUCACCGUGGAGUGUGCUGCUAAUAGUAACCCACAACCACACAAGUACACAUGGCUCAAAAGACAGAAGGGUCUGAUCAACAAAAUAAAUUCAACUGAGAGAAGAAAGCCCUUCCACAACAUCACGCGAGACACUUCUCUCUCCUGCAUCGCUUACAAUGACAUUGGCACAGGGAAGUCCGACUGGUUGGAUCUGGAAGUUCAAUUUGCUCCACACAUCCUGCCAACAUCUGACUGCACCAAAUCUGCAGCCCAGAUAAACUGUUCCUGCAAGACUGCUGGGAACCCCUCUCCCACUUUACAGUGGUAUUUGGAUGAGUUACCUGUCAAUCACUCUGACAAGUUUGCCAUCAGCUAUGAGCCUCUGAAUGACACAGGUUUUAGGAGCAUCAUCAUUGUGAAUCAACCGCAGGAGAGAGCCGUGUCCACCGUGGUCUGCCGCAGUUCCAACUCCCUGGGAUCUGCCAGCCAACGUUAUUAUGUUCACAGCCUUUCACAAAGUCAAGAUCGAGUGACGUUGCCAGUCUUCAUCACCACAGUUUCCGCUCUACUAGUACUAGUAUGUGCUCUUCUGUUUGUCAUCAGGGCUCAGAAGACAGGCCAUAACCCUUCGAAGAGUCAAUGCACAGGUGACACCAGUGCAGUUACUAUGAGCCAACUUCUAACAAGUGGAAAGGGAAAUGAGGUACCAAACACAACAGAAGAGGACAUAUAUGUCAACACCAAUACACUGAUGCAGGCAGAUGUCACCUUUCCUACAGCUGUCUCUGAGCCAAACAUCACCGACUUGUCAACAUCAGGAACAGACAAUGCAGAAGAAGCAGGUAAAAGCUCAGAGAAGAAGAAUGAGAAAGACACGGAUACGAUUUACUCUAUUGUGAAACGGAAGCCUAAGAGCAAGAGGAGUACAGAAAACUCUGUAGACAUGCAUCAGCCUGGCAGCUCCUUUCUGGAGGAGUGAUGCAAGGUCAGAGGCAUGUGCUGAAGUUUUGUGAUCAACACAAUGGAGAUGGGAAGUCUACAGGACAUGGAGGCAAGAGAUGUGGAGAAGGAAGUGGAAAGUGAAUAUGCCCAGGUUACAUUUAAAGACAAGAAUGCUAUACACAUAUUCUAUAAUGCUGUGUCAAGUUUGGAAAUUAAUUUGCAUAAUGUCUUGCUCUCUUGUAUGCAUGUUUUCUUGUUUGUCAGCUCUGACACGGAGAUUUGGAUUAAUUUCCUUCUUUGUUUUUAAGUUCAUUGUGUUUAAGACCUAGACAGGUUUCACAGUCACUGAAGGCUUUUUUCCCCCCAUUUUAAGUGCAUACUAAUAAUAAUAAUAAUAAUAAUAAUAAUAAUAAUGAACAAUUUUCACAAUUCCUGUAUAAAUGCAUACAAAUAUAAAAUACUAUAUAUAUAUAUUCACAUUUAUUUUUAUUCAUAAAAGGAUGUUGGCAUGUGUAUAUUGAGGCCCUGCUGUUAACAUGUAUUUGGCAGUGUGGAAUAUUUUAUUAGUUAUAGCCUAUUAUUUUUAACAUUUACUUUUUGUUUAUACUGAACUGGCUGUAC